Messenger RNA from Salvelinus namaycush (lake trout), 807 nucleotides. Its product is annotated as max-interacting protein 1-like. The coding region runs from base 1 to 807 and encodes 268 amino acids. NCBI's taxonomy places the organism in Eukaryota, Metazoa, Chordata, Actinopteri, Salmoniformes, Salmonidae. Gene Ontology annotation, molecular function: RNA polymerase II cis-regulatory region sequence-specific DNA binding; DNA-binding transcription factor activity, RNA polymerase II-specific; protein dimerization activity. The record is from RefSeq and is a predicted model, not a curated record. The transcript is spliced from 6 exons. Gene Ontology annotation, biological process: regulation of transcription by RNA polymerase II.
AUGGUUAAAUAUAUGAGACAGCAGAUCGAGUUGAAAUCAGACGAGAUCCUUUUGGAGUCGGGUGCGUCCAUGGACCAACAGGAUUUUAGCGAUAUGUCUGGAUAUUCCGACAUUCUAUAUUCCGAAUGUUCCGCAAUGGACCAAAUCGACACUUUUAUGAAAAACGUUCAGGUGUUGCUGGAUGCAGCAAAUUACAUUGAGAACAAUGAAAAGAACAACGGAAAAUGUGAACAUGGAUAUGCCUCAACAUGCCCUGCAACUCAGAACAAGCAUCAUCAGAGACAACGGAAAUUAAAGAAUAAGAAAAUUGACAAUAUUCACAACAGAUCAGCACACAAUGAGCUGGAAAAAAAUAGACGAGCACAUCUCCGCCUGUGUUUGGAGAGGUUGAAGACACUGAUCCCACUGGGACCAGACUGCAGUCGGCACACUACCCUGGGGUUGCUCAACAAGGCCAAGGGGCACAUUAAGAAACUAGAGGAGAUGGACCGGAGGAGUCAGCACCAGCUGGAGAGCCUGGAGCGUGAGCAGAGGCACCUGCAGAGGCAGCUGGUCCACCUGCAGACCCCUGGAGGCGGAGACAGGGACAGAGUUCGUAUGGACAGCGUAGGUUCCCCUUUGGCCUUAGAACACUCGGACCGAGAAGAGAUCGAGGUGGACGUGGAAAGCACCGAGUUCUCCCAUGGAGAGUUGGACAGUAUCAGCACCAGUGGCUGCAGUGACUUGGAUGACCACAGCAGUCGGCAGAGCUUGGCCAGCGACGAGGGCUACUCCACCUGCAGUCUUAAACAGACCUUUUCCUCCUAA